CGAGGGCCGGAAAAGAGAGCAUAAGGGGCUUUGUUGGAGUUGUCGACCGUGAUGUUUAAAAUUAUAGCUCCACAAUAAUCGUUUCACGGACAGUGACAUUUUGAUAGAGGCUAUGUUUAAACGGAACGUUAACAAGUAAAGUGAGCUGUUUGCUUUUCUAAAUUUCGGGGUCCGUGAAAGCGACAUGACGUGAGACUGAUGUGUGAUUGGUGGAGAAUGAGGAAGAGAGUGGGGUUACGCAGGUGUGGAACAAGUGAAGUUACAGGGCAGAGCUAACCAACGCCUGUUGACUGCGUUUACUUUACGACUGAAAAUGACCCGUUGACCGGUUGAAAUUAAUUUAAAUAAACGCCAGAAAGGCAGCGGUGCCUUCAGAAGCCUGCAAUUCGUGUCAGAAGUAAAAUUGCUUUCGCAUUAAAGGCUCGCGUAGGGUACCUUCACUGACCCCCGGAAACGAGCACAUAAAACUACAUGAAUAAAUCACGCCAAUAGUAAUAGUUUUCUCUUCAGUUAUCAUUUAAAUGACGUCACAUACCCGGAAGUCGUUGGCUGCACCACCGGCUUCUGGUCUCCCCGCACCGCUUCGCAGCCGAUGUUAGCGCUUCAUUUGCCACACACGAGACAUGCUGCUGUUGAUGCUGGGAGGCCUCCUGGUGCUCUUCUGCACCGUGGACGUGUGGUACUUCCUGCGGGGGGCGCAAGUGUUUAUCCAAACCCUGCUCCAGCCUAAGAUACGGGACGUGCUGGCCGAGCAACGGGUGGACGGCGUGGUUCUCCCCCACGACGUGGACUACAAGGGUCACAUGAACAACUCCCGCUACCUGCGAGAGUGUGACUUUGCCCGCUUCCACCACUACAUGCGCAACGGGCUCUUCAUGGCCUUGUGCAGGAUGGGGGCCAAGAUGGUGGUGGGGGCCUCCACCAUCCGCUACCGCCGCUCCUUGGCAUUCGGAGAGGCGUUCGAGAUUCGCACCAGGGUGCUGGGUUGGGACGACAAGGCCUUCUACUUGGAGCAGCGCUUCUUGUCCAAGAAGGACGGCUUCGUGUCGGCCGUAUUGCUCUGCAGGCAGAACGUGGUGCACAGCAGCCCUGAAAAGAUUGUCGAGUUUGUCUGCAAAAAGAAGAUCGAAUGUCCUCAGCUGGGCGAGGACGUGAAGCACUGGAUCAAUUUCAUUUCAGCCAACAGCCAAGCCCUGAGGGCCGAGAGCGGACUGGAGCAGAAGAAGGACGAAUGAAGGCGCGCACGCAUGUGGUUGGCAGUACAAUCACAAAGACCAAGACCGUAGUCGAGGGCAGUCACCGGGGCCCGAUGAUAUUCCGCUGGCUUUGUUUCUGCCUUGUAUUAAUUUAUUUUUAUGUAUAUGAUGUUACGAAGGGGAUAUGAUAAGUUCCCACAGCAACUUGAUCUCCCACAGAGAUCCGUGCAUGGUUGAAACAGGAGAAUGUUUGUGUGACUCCGAUUAGUUAGUUGUACAAUACUUGAUACAAAAGAAGAAGAGAGGAAAUAAACCACACAAAAAGCAACUUUCAUGUGUUACCAUAAAGGGAUCAUCUGCUUUAUUUGAAGGCUGACUUGAACGUACAACGGGAGUUGUAGUUAAAGCCGUUAAUGUAAUGUUGCAGGCAACUUUGGAAGACAAUACAUAAAGAAUAUGAAUGAUUUUUAAACCUUGCACUUCAUCUUCUGACCAAAAUAAUGUUUGUAUUUUAAUUAUCAAUGUUGAGAUGUAUGUACGAAUGUUAUUUGUUAUUAAUGCACUGAUUGAGUCGUGGUGGGGAGAGUUGCAUUGCUGUUAGGUUCCUCUUAAGUUAUUUAUGGAAUAGUUGUAUUUAAAAUGGCAUUCAAAUAAAAAUGCACUCCAGUCCUUGAGUGGCUCUUCA
This is a messenger RNA of Phycodurus eques (leafy seadragon), 1881 nucleotides long. RefSeq names its product protein THEM6. NCBI's taxonomy places the organism in Eukaryota, Metazoa, Chordata, Actinopteri, Syngnathiformes, Syngnathidae. The record is from RefSeq and is a predicted model, not a curated record. The transcript is spliced from 3 exons. The coding region runs from base 624 to 1235 and encodes 203 amino acids.